AUGAAACUGACAAAUGUGGACAGCCAAAAGAGCUUCAUUGUCACGCUGGUGCAUGCAAAAUGUGACUCGAUAGAAAGAAUUGAAUUAUGGGAUUCUUUACAUGCUCUAGCUGGAAAUAUGACUUUGCCAUGGAUCGUAGAGGGAGAUUUCAAUGUAAUAUGGGAUGAAGAAGAGAAAUUUGGUGGCCGGCCAGUGUCAUUGAAUGAACUAAAUGAUUUUCGAUAUUGUAUCAAUAACUAUAAUUUAUUUGAUCUUGGUUUCAAAGGGAGCAUCUAUACCUGGUGGAAUGCAUUAUCUAAGGCUCUAAAUGCUUUACACAUGAAUUUAUAUUUCUGUGGAUUUGGUUUGCCCAAGUGGAGUCCCAAAAUUAAUCAUUUGUUGUAUGCUGAUGAUACCAUCAUCUUAUCAUCCUCCGAUGCUAAUACACUGCUAUUGGUCAUGGAAGUCUUAGCUGCAUAUGAGAAAGCUUCUGGCCAACUGAUCAAUAAAAAUAAAUCUGCCAUAUACAUGCAUCACUCUACUAGUUCAAUUGUGUGGGAUGAGGAGAAGCUUAGAGAAAUUUUGCCAGAGGAACUUAUCAAUCAUAUUCUGGAAUAUGUUAAACUACCAGUUCUUCCGAAUAUGCUAGAUAAGCCUUAUUGGAUGUUGGAAACUGGGGGGAAUUUAGCUUGA
Molecule: messenger RNA, 672 nt
Organism: Nicotiana tabacum (common tobacco)
Lineage: Eukaryota; Viridiplantae; Streptophyta; Magnoliopsida; Solanales; Solanaceae
Source: RefSeq, a predicted model, not a curated record